AUGCCAGAGAUCAACUUUCAACGUGAUACUCCACUUCUUCGUCCACAAGACAAUACAACAACAACAACUACAACAAGUACAACUACAACUAGUAGUACAAAGACAUCAGUCAUUGCAAUGAUGCAUGGAAUGAAGAGUACAACAUAUAGUGUUGAUGCACAGUUGGAUGAUUAUAUAUUCCCAUCAACAUUGACUAGAUUGACAUAUAACUCGAGACAUCAGAUUGUGACAGAGUAUCUACCUCACUCUCUGACCAAGUUGGUGCUUGGUAAACUUUGGUGUCAAAGUUGUGAACUACCAAUAACAUUGCCAAACUCAAUCACCAGUAUAACCUUUGAAUACAUCACUCAUGAGUUGAAGCCGGGCUCCCUGCCAGACAAUCUCCGCUCAUUGAAGCUUAGGUCACGAUACAGAUUUACAAUUACACCACGCGUAUUGCCACGAUCGCUCAUAAAGCUCAAGUUCGCCAAUGACUAUUAUCAAGGACAACAAUUCCCAAUGUUGUUUGCACCUGGAUCACUGCCCGAUUCCCUCCAAACACUGAUUGUCUCGGAAUCAUUCAAUCAACCUUUGGAGGUUGGUCUACUACCGGCAUCACUCAGAUCGUUGUACCUUGGCGCGGGAUUCAAUCAAAGCCUAUCAGGCAAUGUACUUCCACCGGCACUUAAGAAGCUGUCAUUUGGCAAGUCGUCGAUAUUUAAUCGUGAGCUCCAACCAGGUGACCUACCACAAUCACUUCGAUCCCUUCAACUUGGACCUCAGUUCAAUCAAAUGCUUCAACCUGGUAUCCUGCCCCCAAUGCUCGAGACUCUAUCCUUCAUUGGAUACUCAAUUUACAAUCACAUCUUUGUUGCAGGCUCGCUGCCAGACUCACUGACCAGUUAUAAUCAAUACCUUCAACCUGGGGUCAUUCCAACGUCACUCAAGACACUAUCCUUCGCAGAGUCUAUGUUCAAUCAACCUAUUGAUGCAGGCUCUCUACCAAAGGGCAUCACAUCACUAUCUUUUAGCCAACAAUUCAACCAAUUGCUCUCCCCAGGUGUGCUACCCUCAACCAUCACAUCACUGACCUUUAAAGAACUCUACAAUCAACAGCUGGUUGCAAAUGUAUUGCCAAGUGCAUUACAAGAGUUGGUGUUUGGUGCAUCGUUCGAUCAAGACGUCUUUGUACCCAAGGUACUUCCAUCAAACCUAAAGACAUUGAUCAUGGCCCAAUGCAAACAACCGAUCAUUAUUGGAUCCCUCCCAUCAACACUCACUUACUUGAGCUUAGGUGAAGAGUUUAAUCAAUCCAUCAAACCAAACGCAUUGCCGUCGUCAUUGACAAGGUUGGAGCUGGGCGACAUGUUCAAUCGUCCUCUCCUGCGUGGCGUGUUGCCCUCGUCGCUCAAGUGGUUCAGACUGGGAAAGCAGUACAAACAGAUUGCACAGAAUACAGUGUUGCCAGAAGGACUCACUCAACUGUUGGUGGCAUCAUUGACGCAGCUCAAGGGGGUUGUGAUACCAUCUUCACUUGAAGACCUCGAGAUAGAGAAUGACGUCAGGGCCAACUUCCAGCCACCGGCGAUCCCCGCCAGCGUCAAGACGUUGUGGAUGUAUGCCAAGGUGCCAACAGCCAACACCCAGAAUCUAACGAAUAGACAGGUAUCGUUUGUGUCGACGUGCGCAGCUUCACUACCAAACGUCACCACGCAUAAUCUUCGCAUCGAGUAUUCAGUUCCACGCUACUCAUCUUGGCGUCGGCGCAACACGUCAGUGAUUGUCAGACAACUUUCAGUCCAACUUCGUAUGAAUGAUCAGUACCAUGGUGUAUGUCUGGUGCGCAAGAUACCAGUCAACUCCAACGACACCGAUACACUAUACUUCCAUACGAUCAACUUUGAUGAUAGCGAACAAACAACAACCUCCAAGAAGAAGAAGAAAUAA
Acytostelium subglobosum LB1 is the source of this 1926-nucleotide messenger RNA. RefSeq lists its product as hypothetical. The record is from RefSeq and is a predicted model, not a curated record. The transcript has 2 exons. NCBI's taxonomy places the organism in Eukaryota, Evosea, Eumycetozoa, Acytosteliales, Acytosteliaceae. Bases 1 to 1926 code for a protein of 641 amino acids.